AUGAGUGCGGCUCGCCGCAGCCCCGAGCUGAUUGGCUGCGCGGGAGGCUCAGAGGGCUUUGCAGCGGGAGCACCGGGCACUCGAGUCCUGCAGCCUCUGGAGAAGGUCAAGGUUCUAUUCCUGGUCACGCAGUGCGUGGUCAUCCCGGCGGACUUGCGGCUGUGCCACAACGUGGGCUACAAGAAGAUGGUGCUGCCCAACCUGCUGGAGCACGAGACCAUGGCCGAGGUGAAACAGCAGGCCAGCAGCUGGGUGCCCCUGCUCAACAAGAACUGCCACAUCGGCACCCAAGUCUUCCUCUGCUCGCUCUUCGCGCCCGUCUGCCUGGACCGGCCCAUCUUCCCGUGCCGCUGGCUCUGCGAGGCCGUGCGGGACUCCUGCGAGCCGGUCAUGCAGUUCUUCGGCUUCUACUGGCCCGAGAUGCUCAAGUGUGACAAGUUCCCCGAGGGGGACGUCUGCAUCGCCAUGACCCCACCCAAUGCCACCGAAGCCUCCAAACCUCAAGGCACAACUGUGUGUCCUCCAUGUGACAACGAGUUGAAAUCUGAAGCGAUAAUUGAGCAUCUCUGUGCGAGCGAGUUUGCACUGAGGAUGAAAAUAAAAGAAGUAAAGAAAGAAAAUGGCGACAAAAAAAUCAUCCCCAAGAAGAAGAAGCCCCUGAAGUUGGGGCCCAUCAAGAAGAAGGAGCUGAAGAAGCUAGUCCUGUACCUGAAGAACGGGGCCGACUGCCCCUGCCACCAGCUGGACAACCUGAGCCACCACUUCCUCAUCAUGGGCCGCAAGGUGAAGAGCCAGUACCUGCUGACGGCCAUCCACAAGUGGGACAAGAAAAACAAGGAAUUCAAAAACUUCAUGAAGAAAAUGAAAAAUCACGAGUGUCCCACUUUCCAGUCGGUCUUUAAGUGAAGCUCACGGGCAGGGCGGGUUGGGCCGGGAGCCCUGGGUUGGGGUGAGGGAUGGGGCUGAGCAGACAACGCUGAAACUCACUGCUUCUGUGGGUAGAGAACGUUGUAAUCCCAUUGGCUUUCCUCUUGCAGCAUCCCUACUCUUCCCUCCACACCCUCCUCCAGCCCCAGUAUAGCCAGUAUUUAAAGCCGCACGCCCAGGUAGGGAAACCCUGUUAGAUUAGGAAGUCUUGUCUGAUAUCCAGUCUGGAGCUGCAUGUCACUGGUAUAAGGAGGUGCAAAACCAUUCAACUAGAGACACAGUCCACCAGAGACACACUCACUAAAAAAUGAAAAUUUCCCACACCACAAAAGAGAUUAGGCAAAACCUAAGAGACAGCAGCAAGCACUAAGCCCCACGACUUUGUUUGUGUCAUCACAAAUCACUUGUGAGUCGAUCAGCUAAUCGAUUCCUCUGGAACUAGGAAAUUCUAACUAUUGGGCAGACAUGUUGCUCUCUGUUCCAGGGGAAUUUCUCUUGCUGUCUGCUUUAGGCAGACACGGACACCCACCACACAUACAACUUCAGAUCCGUUCCAGGGAGCAGGAGGUGCAGGGAAGAGAAGCACAGCACAGUAUGUGACAGUGAAAACAAAGGGAGGCCAUGCCCGCCCUGCUUCCCCAAGGAUUGCCUUUCGCUGUGAAUCAACCAGUCUCAGAUGCCAUGCGAGUGACAGCUGACAUCCGCUUCAGUCAGGAUCGAACCCCACUCAUGGGGAGGGCAGCACAUGCCGGCCUUUGUGUGAGGAAGGGAAACACUGUGGCGCCAGGCCCAUGGUUGAGAGAGAUGAUUUUCAGACCCCAGAGGCCUUGGUUAGUGGUUUUUAAAAAUCAUACUUAAGAAAAAUUUAGAACAGUCCAGCAAAUUGUUGUCCCAGUGACUGUAAUUGGGUGAAGAGAUUAGUAUUCUAAUGUCAUCUAUUUGUUCAUUUCACAUUUUCGUAAAGAAGAACAACUAAAAAACCCCACUUUUCAAGGAUUUUUUU
Messenger RNA from Myotis davidii, 1930 nucleotides. RefSeq names its product secreted frizzled-related protein 1 (gene SFRP1). The transcript has 4 exons. Gene Ontology annotation, molecular function: Wnt-protein binding. Gene Ontology annotation, biological process: canonical Wnt signaling pathway; negative regulation of canonical Wnt signaling pathway; non-canonical Wnt signaling pathway. NCBI's taxonomy places the organism in Eukaryota, Metazoa, Chordata, Mammalia, Chiroptera, Vespertilionidae. The record is from RefSeq and is a predicted model, not a curated record. Bases 1 to 906 code for a protein of 301 amino acids.